AUGUCGCAGGUGAACAACCUGUACAGGAUGCGCAACUCUGGAGAGGCUCUGCCGUACAAGCGACUGGGGUACGAGUCUCUGCACGACUUCAUAAUGGAAACGCCAGGCCUCGAGCUUCACGGCGAGCGCAACAAGAUGGAGGUGCGCAUUGGCGACCCGAAGCUGUUCGAUGAUUUCUGUGACGAGAUUGCUGAGGGCAUACCCGUGCCUGAGUGCAGCAGGCCGCAGCCGAUGCCGGCCACCUUCUUGCACCGGGUGGUCUGCGUCUUCCAGCACGUGGGCGAGCAUGGGAUCGACGCCCAGGGCUUCCGGAACACGUGGAACUUGCUCUUCCCCAUGGAGAGGCUGCAGUGCAAGCAGCUCGGCUACCCAACACAACCUGAAGGGCCUUCUCUUGAACGUCCCCUUCGUGGAGAAGACGGGCACAAAGAACAACGCCAGGUUCUGCCUCAAGCCGGGCUUCGACGCGGGCAGCGUCUGGAGCGCCGGCGGGGCGCCUCCCUCCGACCGCCCCGCGUCCCCGUGGCGGGUGCGGGCCCCGGCCGCGGCGCCCUUCCCGUCGCCGCCGGGCAGCUGGGCGCCGGCCCCGCCGCUGCAGGUGCUGCCCGGCGCGGUGCAGCUUGGUGCCGAUCAGCCGCAUGGCGUCACUCACCGCCCCGCGUGCUGCCCGGCGCGAUGCAGCUUGGUGCCGAUCAUCCGCCUGGCGUCACUCAGGUAGCGGGGGCGUGGCCUGGCGAGGCGUCGCAGCAGCCCGCCGCGCACUGGCCGCCCGGCGGGCUCCGGAUGCCCGACGGGUUCCGCCGCGCCCCGCGGCCAGGCGACGAGGCGAGUUCCAGCGCCAACGCCGCCGACCGCAGCCAGCCGCCUAGUCGGCAAGUCUCCGAAGGCAGCGCCUGGGCCGAGCACCACAUGCGGCCCCAGGCGCUUCCGACGCCGGGCGGCGCAUUCUGCCGCACUCCGCCCAGAGGGCUCCAGCUGAACCUGCUGCAGCCGCCGCAGCACCCGGGCUGGGUGGAGGCAGCGGGCAGCGCUGCCGGCGCGCAGCCGCACCGGCGCCCGCCGCAGAUGCCCCCGCAGAGCGCCUCCCGUCCAGCCCACGGGGAGAGCCGCCAGACGCAGUACGAGGCGGUGAGCUUUGCGAGCGCGGGCAGCUUGAGCGAGGGCCGCCCGACGCAGUACGAGGCGGCGAGUUUCGCGAGCGCGGGCAGCUUGAGCGAGGGCCGCCCGACGCAGUACGAGGCGGCGGCAGCCGCGGAGACGCCGCGAGCGAGCCCGGGCGCGGCCGCGCCCGCGCCCCACCUCGCCGGCGUCCACGCCUCGCCGGCCCUGGACGCCCGGCGGGGCCUGCGCCCCCCCCCGCGGGGCCCGCGGCUCCCCGGGGGGCGCGCCGUGGCCCUGCCCCUCCAGGAGCCCAUGCAGGUCAGCUCGGCCGCCUCCAGCAUGUACAUCGGGGAGGACGAGCCGCCGCCGCCGCUCGGGGUCCCCGAGAGACCGCGGGCGCAGACGGGCACGCCGUCUCCGAUGGAGGGCAGCGCCCUGGACGAGACCGUCCUCUCCAUCCCGAGGCGCUCGGCGAAGCAGAGGGGGAACGCGAUGUUCAUCUCCACGCCCGGUGCCAUCAGCUGCCCGGAGCGCGACGCCUCGACCAGGCAGGGCAGGUUUGAUUUGGGCUUCGUCUACCAGGAGAGGCUCCGCACCGACAGGCCGUGCUUGAUAGCGGACCUGGCCUCGGGCCGCGUGCUCUUCACCAACGAGGCCUGCGACCGGCUCUUCGAGACGCUGGCUCCGCUCCCACAGAGGGAGCUGAACGACCUCAUCUUCGAGGAGGACCGCCACCAGUUCUCGUCCUCCGUGCUGUAUCUAACGAUCGGGAGCUUCUCUGUGAUGGAGCCCCAGGAGUUCCGCGUCGCGGCCGCGGCCCGCGCCAGGCGCGCCACGGUGACCGGGGAGAAGCUGCUGGACUCCAAGUGGUGGUUGGCCUUCGACCCCUGCGAG
Molecule: messenger RNA, 1995 nt
Organism: Prorocentrum cordatum
Lineage: Eukaryota; Dinophyceae; Prorocentrales; Prorocentraceae
Source: the annotation of a GenBank genome assembly